AUGCUUCUUGCAUUUCUGGGGCCAGAAAUUCUAGAAAGUCUCCGAGUACUACUCAAUAGAACAUACAAUAACCAAACCAAGGAUGAAGAAUAUCCUGAGCUUCAGAAUAUGUUCUUAGCGACCCAGAGCAUGAAGGAAGCUUUUCACAAGGCGCAUUAUGCAUUUUUCCCAUACCUGAAACUUUGCUGGAAACCAAAGGAUCUUCAAGUGGAUCCGAAAAUUCCUAAUUCCAUUGAUUAUGGAAUUCUACCCCGACAACGUGAGCCCGCGUGUCGAGACAAGUUAACCAGUCAUUACAUCACAUUCGCUACCCCAUCUAACAGUCUUCCUUUACCCCAUCCGUUGUUACUAGGUACACAUUCAUGA
Messenger RNA from Botrytis porri, 366 nucleotides. RefSeq lists its product as uncharacterized. Bases 1 to 366 code for a protein of 121 amino acids. NCBI's taxonomy places the organism in Eukaryota, Fungi, Ascomycota, Leotiomycetes, Helotiales, Sclerotiniaceae. The transcript is spliced from 2 exons. The record is from RefSeq and is a predicted model, not a curated record.